GAGAGAGAGAGAAUGAAAGGGAAAACACCAGCACGAAACGGGACAGUGUACUCGCGUGUACUUUAGUAUAUGUGUCUUUGCAGGGACUACAAAAAUAUAUGUUUUUAUCAUAUGGAUAUAGAUUUAAAUAUUAGCGCCUUUUUCAAGACUUCGUGUUUGGAGUCGCGUGUAACCAUGCAUUACCUUGACCAAAUACGUACAAUGAUGGAUGACAGAUGCGCGUGAACGAGUCGGCGCGAGGGACGAACGUUACCGUUAAGAUGUAAAAGUGACUUUUUUGGAUACUGGACCUUAAACGGAUUGGUGAUUUUCGUUCAUGUGAAGUCUCAAGCUGACAGACGGACUUGGUCCUAAUUUGGAGACCACCUUUGGUUGAAGUAAGUCCCAGGGAGUUUGCUGUACCAUGCUUGGCACUUUUCAUGUGGACUAACGUCUUCCUCUGGACAGUAUUUGAAGCUUUAAAUGUGACCCUUUUUGUCUUUUGGGAGGGUGUAUCAGCUUUCUAAAGCAAUUGCAACUAUCGGCAAACCACCGGGAAUUAGGGAAUACUCUGGUCUAUUAGUCCGAAAACACAAGGGAAUAAAUUAAAAAGUUCCGGCUAUUCACAAGAGCAGAAAUUAAGUAAAUCCCACAUCUAUAUAGUAAAAUAAAGGCCAUUAAACGAAAUAAUGAGGGGAACAGGCCAUUAAGGGAAUACGUAUGCAUACAAAGUUAUAGUCUCUGCAAGCAUGAAUUAUAUAUCGCUCUUAGUUUUCAUGGAGUAAUUGUAUCUUCAUGUCAACAUCAUGCAUAGCUCAUGUGAACCAAUAACAAGAUUCAGCAGAUGAACUAUGCAUUAUGGAUCCGUUCAACAGCACAGAUGAGUUUUUCCUCAUCAAUGCUACGGUCAGUCCCACAACUCUGGAACCCUUGGAUGAUGCUACACUCCUUAGCCUUCAGAUCUCCAUCUCCGCAAUGCUAGCAAUAGUCACUUUGGCCACCGCUCUGUCCAACGCCUUUGUGAUCGCCACCAUCUUUCUAACCCGCAAGCUUCACACCCCCGCCAACUUCCUGAUAGGCUCUCUCGCAGUGACGGACUUGCUGGUGUCUAUUUUGGUAAUGCCGAUCAGCAUCGUGUAUACGGUCAGUAAGACUUGGACGCUGGGACAGAUAGUUUGCGAUAUUUGGCUAUCAUCCGACAUAACUUUCUGCACGGCCUCGAUCUUGCACCUGUGCGUGAUCGCGUUGGACAGAUACUGGGCCAUUACUGACGCCCUGGAGUACUCGAAGCGGCGUACCGUACGGCGGGUGGCAAUGAUGGUCGCAGUAGUGUGGGUGAUCUCUGUGUCUAUUUCUAUGCCUCCUCUGUUCUGGAGGCAAGCCAAGGCUCGCGAGGAGCUAACGGAAUGCAUGGUGAACACGGACCAGAUCUCCUACACGCUGUACUCUACGUUCGGUGCUUUUUACGUUCCAACGGUUCUUUUGAUCAUUCUGUACGGCCGUAUAUACGUGGCGGCUCGUUCACGGAUCUUCAAAACGCCGGCAACGAGCGGGAAACGCUUUACGGCAGCACAACUCAUCCAAAACUCAACAGGCUCAUCGCUCUGCUCCCUGAACUCCACGUCGAAUCAGGAGGGACAGAUUCAUCCUAGUGGUGGAGGAGCGGGUGGAGCAGGUGGAGCAGGUGGAGGUGGAUCUCCUCUGUUCACAAACAGUGUGAAAGUUAAGUUGGCCGAUAGUGUCCUGGAAAGAAAGCGUCUUUGUGCCGCCCGAGAGAAGAAGGCCACUAAAACCCUUGGGAUUAUCCUGGGUGCGUUUAUUGUGUGCUGGCUUCCAUUCUUCGUGUUUACUCUGGUGAUGGGGAUCUGUAAAGACUGUUGGUUUCAUCCUGUGCUCUUUGAUGUCUUCACCUGGCUGGGAUACCUUAACUCGCUCAUCAACCCAGUCAUUUACACUGCCUUCAACGACGAUUUCAAACAAGCCUUUCACAAACUCACAAAGUUUAAAAGAUGCUACUGAGAGAGAAUAUGUUAAUCCACCUAUCGUCUUUUGACAUAUGCGACUUAAUUAGCCGGAAAUAUUUGAAACCUAUAAACUACAUCUGCUGUGGAAAACUUUAAUAGCCAUACCCGACAUAUAUUUCCAGAACGCAAUCAUAGUGUCAAUGUAGAUCAGUGUUUAAAGAAAUCUAAUGAGAGACCCUGUAAAAUAUUGUGCCAUAUUGUUGAUGCUUCCUCGUAGCUUAUGAAUGCAUGCUAAGAGUCUGAACCCAUUGCUAGAGAGCCACAUCCUGCUGUCUCCGUAUUCAAUAGCUAUCUACAGUAUGAACUGCCUUAUUUAACACAGACUGAAAUGAAAAUGAAAUACAGACUUUAUUUUAAACUAAAACAAGGUUGAGGUUUCCAUAGGAACAAGAAACAGUGCAUGGCCUCAGAGGAGCGUACUGAAAUAAAGGUUCAUGGAAAUUAGCCUAGACUCCCUAAAUAAAAUAUUAAUAACAGAACAUAAAAACAAGUUUUGUGUUUUCCUGCAUUCAUGUGCAAGUUGUUUUCAUCAAAGCUUGAUGGGGUCUUAUGAUCAUAGAUGAUGACAGUGUGUAGACGCUGUGGCUCAAUCUCAUAUGCACCCAGCAAACAAUAGCCAUCAUCACCAUCUAGGUUCACUGUUAAAAAUGUCUGUAGAAAUUACAAUAAUACUGGCAGCUGUUUGCCAAUAACUAACCGUAGAUUUAAAAGGAGAAAUUUCACAAUACUUUUUUAAGAUGUCAAAUAAAUCUUUGGUGUGUCCAGA
Messenger RNA from Paramisgurnus dabryanus, 2769 nucleotides. RefSeq names its product 5-hydroxytryptamine (serotonin) receptor 1D, G protein-coupled (gene htr1d). Lineage: Eukaryota; Metazoa; Chordata; Actinopteri; Cypriniformes; Cobitidae. Gene Ontology annotation, biological process: chemical synaptic transmission; vasoconstriction; smooth muscle contraction. The record is from RefSeq and is a predicted model, not a curated record. Gene Ontology annotation, cellular component: plasma membrane. Gene Ontology annotation, molecular function: G protein-coupled serotonin receptor activity.